Molecule: messenger RNA, 1074 nt
Organism: Fonsecaea erecta
Lineage: Eukaryota; Fungi; Ascomycota; Eurotiomycetes; Chaetothyriales; Herpotrichiellaceae
Product: D-xylulose reductase A
Exons: 2
Coding region: 1-1074 (357 amino acids)
Biological process (GO): D-sorbitol catabolic process
Molecular function (GO): L-iditol 2-dehydrogenase (NAD+) activity; zinc ion binding
Source: RefSeq, a predicted model, not a curated record
AUGGCCACAGAAACGCAAACAAAGGAAAACAACUCCUUCGUCCUCCGCGGGAUCAAAGAUGUGUGCUUUGAAGAUCGACCCGUCCCCAAACUUACAGGCCCUCGAGACGUGCUCCUUCAGGUCAAUUAUACCGGCAUCUGCGGCUCCGACGUUCACUAUUGGCAGCAUGGCAGAAUAGGACACUUUGUGGUCAACGAGCCUAUGGUUCUUGGCCAUGAAUCCGCAGGGACCGUGCUAGAAGUCGGGUCUGGAGUCAAAACAUUGAAAAAGGGGGAUCGUGUCGCAAUGGAGCCAGGGAUUCCCUGCCGACACUGUGUGCGAUGUAAGGAGGGGAAAUACAAUCUAUGCCCCGACAUGGCAUUCGCAGCGACGCCCCCCUACGACGGCACGUUGGCCAAAUACUAUAUCUUGCCAGAGGACUUCUGCUACAAGCUGCCCGACAACAUGACAUUGGAAGAGGGGGCUUUAAUGGAACCCCUGGCUGUGGGAGUACAUAUCACCAAACAGUCCGGAGUCAAGCACGGUGACACGGUAGUCGUCUUUGGCGCCGGCCCGGUCGGGCUGCUCUGCUGUGCUGUCGCAAAGGCUCUGGGUGCCAGCAAAGUUGUGGCGGUCGACAUCAACACCGAGCGGCUCGAGUUCGCCAAAUCAUUCGCCGCCACGUCGACUUUUGUGCCCUCCAAGGUCUCGGCGGCGGAGAACGCGCAGAGACUGAAGGACGAAAACGACCUCCCGGCCGGCGCAGACGUGGCGAUCGACGCCAGCGGCGCCGAACCCAGCGUGCAAACAGCCAUCCACGUCCUCCGCAUGGGCGGCAGCUACGUGCAGGGCGGCAUGGGCCGCGACGAGAUGACCUUCCCGAUCAUGGCGGCGUGCACCAAGGAACUCACCGUCAAGGGCAGCUUCCGGUACGGUUCAGGCGACUACGCCAUGGCCGUGGACCUGGCGAGCAGUGGCAAGAUCGACGUAAAGAGGCUGAUCAGCAGGAAAGUCAACUUCGACGAUGCCGAACAGGCCUUUGAGGACGUCAAGGCCGGGAAGGCAAUCAAGGUGCUCAUCGAGGGACCCAAGUAA